AUGGAAGUGUGCAGACAACUCCGAGGCACCUGCAACAUAGGUCAAGCCUCUUACAAAAACUGGAAGCUGCCGGGCGUCUCGCGAGACUUGAACACCAGCGAGGUCGGCGCCGAGAACGGGGCGGCUCGAGUCCGACUGGGCAAGGGGGAGAAGCUAGUGAGCUGCGAGGAGGCGCACGCGCCUCACCACGUCACCCACCGCAAGGACUGGCUAUCACUGCACACAGGUAACCUGGAUGGGGCGGGCCAGGCUACAGAGCGAACGGUGGAAGAUGUUUUCCUUCGCCAGUUUCUGCUGGGGGUCUUCCCCGGCUGCCUCCCUGACCAGCUUAUUCUAAAGCGCCAGGCUACUCUGGUCCUGAGGUAACUGCCUGUGCACAGGUUCUACUUCCUUGUGGGCUACGGUGAGACUCUGCUGUCCCACUUUUACAAGGGUCCUGUGCAUCUCCAAACUGUGCCCUCAAAGAUUGUGUAUAUCUAG
Molecule: messenger RNA, 480 nt
Organism: Lagenorhynchus albirostris (white-beaked dolphin)
Lineage: Eukaryota; Metazoa; Chordata; Mammalia; Artiodactyla; Delphinidae
Product: small ribosomal subunit protein uS3m-like
Biological process (GO): translation
Cellular component (GO): mitochondrion
Source: RefSeq, a predicted model, not a curated record